UGUGCUGUAUUAGUCAUUAAAAGCAAAACAUCACAGCUUUAAUCUUCCUGAUUUUGCAGCAUGUUACUACAAUUAGAGGACAUCAGAUAGAUUCAACCAGCUGCCUUAUAUGGAGGCACCACACAAAAGUCACAAAAUCUUUGUAGUUUAAUUACAAAACAAACGGAUCCCAGAUAGUUUACGGUCACUGAAGUCAGUAUCGAUAAAGUGUCAGUACCUCAUACAACCCUGAACUGCACCUGUAUUGGUGCCCAUUACAUAUUUAUGACUGUCUUUGAUGUUUAAAUUAACUUUGUCACGUUUUUACGCAGGUCAAUGAAAAAGAACUACACAACCCAUCAUGCAAUUCACGUUAGUGCUUAUUAACUUCCGGGGCGCGCUGUUAUAAGAUGAAAUGUUGUGGUUCUGUCAACUUCUCCCAACUUUAGCCUGGGUUUGGGUUCGUGUAUUUGUGUAUAGGCGACUUUUGAAUUGUUAGCAGUGUCACCAAUGGACGCAAUAAACAAACACCGUUCACUUUAUAAAGGAACGACACCACCAUGGAAAGAAACGUAUCGAAAGCGCUGCGUGGACAGGUUGAAAAACAGCCGGUCCAGGCUGCUGGAGAGGUACCGUCAGACGGGAGAGAGUCCGCAGCUCAGCGGCUCCGGGGCCUCUAUGAUCGUCCAGGAGGUGAUGGAGGAAGAGUGGAGCGCCCUUCAGUCAGAGAGGCGGGGACUGCCCUCUCUAUGGGGGCCGGAGGGCUUUACAGAGAUGUUCAGUGUUAUGAAAGAAUAUGAUGAGCUGGCAGUCCUUGAAGAAAUCCAACAAGAGCUCAUGUCUCAAGAAAUGUCUAUUAUUGAUGAGUAUGAGAGAAACCUGCUGUUUGAACAGCAGUACAUCUCGUCUGUUGUGGAAGGGAUGGAAGAGAUGCAUAUUAUUUGCCCCAUGUGUUGCGCGAACAAUUUAAAUAUCAACAGCCAUUUUAUCUCCUGUCCCUGUGGAGUGUACAUCAACACUAAGAAACGUAACAUAACUCCAGACGUCCUGCGCCAUCUGCUAGAGUCCCGGGUGUCGGAGCACAUGGAAGACUGUCUCCACAACCCUGUUUUCUCUGUAGCGGCAAACACUGACAGCUCUUCAAACCUGAUGAUCAGCUGCAAGGUUUGUGACUAUUUGUCCAUCGUCCUGUGAACGCACACACAGCUAUCAUGAGUGACUCCGCUCGUGAGAUUUCAUUUUGAGUAUUUUGUACUCUGUAUGUUUUGUUUUGUGCAAUAAAGACUAUAUUUUUUAAAUA
Solea solea (common sole) is the source of this 1279-nucleotide messenger RNA. RefSeq names its product RPA interacting protein (gene rpain). Gene Ontology annotation, biological process: protein import into nucleus. The transcript has 7 exons. Gene Ontology annotation, cellular component: PML body; nucleus. Bases 490 to 1173 code for a protein of 227 amino acids. The record is from RefSeq and is a predicted model, not a curated record. Lineage: Eukaryota; Metazoa; Chordata; Actinopteri; Pleuronectiformes; Soleidae.